Agrilus planipennis (emerald ash borer) is the source of this 941-nucleotide messenger RNA. RefSeq lists its product as uncharacterized. The record is from RefSeq and is a predicted model, not a curated record. The transcript is spliced from 6 exons. The coding region runs from base 184 to 654 and encodes 156 amino acids. Lineage: Eukaryota; Metazoa; Arthropoda; Insecta; Coleoptera; Buprestidae.
AGGUUGUUUCAUAAAGUUACUAAGCUCCGCGAUCUAGUCUUUUGCGAUUCUUGACCCGAAGAAUGGCCCCAUAGUGGCACAGUUUCAAUACACUCUAAAAUCACUCGAAACAAGUGCGUGCUGAUGAAAGAAAUUUUUGGAAAAGCAUUUAGAAUGAUUAAUACUCUUGUAAAAAAAUAAUCAAUGAAUUUGUUUACGGAUAUCCUGUUGUUCCUUCUUCUGGUUUCCCAAGUCAAUUUGGCACCAGAAGUUACCAACAACAAGGUUGCCAACAGUAACCAAAAUGAUUUGAUCAGAGACCGAAGAACACUGUUCCUUUUUAAAAAAAGAAAACCAGGUCCAAUUGAAACUGUAUUCCGACUAAUGAUUGAUCAAUGGCGAGAUACAAAGAGUACGAUCAAUAAAGUAACCAGUACCAUUAACGCCCAGUUUAUCGAUGAGAGUCAAGUUAAACCACAGCGCCAAUUGGAUGAAAAUGCUACAACAACAGAGGGUCCUUACAGGAUAACUAGAAACGAACUUUAUCGUAUAAUCCGCCGAAACGUUAAAGGCAUUCAACGCCUUCUAAAGAUAGAAUUGCAAGAUGCACUAAGUCAACCGAAGCCAAGUUAUAAAAGCCUGCAUAAAAGUACAACAAGAAACACGAAAACGUAACCACUUUAGAUAGCAUUGAAAAUACGUGCCACUUGUUCUGUGAUAGUUUUUAAUAUUUUACGUAGAAAAGUGCAACAGUCGAAGAAAAGGCCACGUGAAAAGAAAAUAUUUAAAUAAAUAUAACCGUAGUCUUUAUUAAAUAAUUUUAUUUCAAGUCUGUAAAUACUUAUUUCUGUAUAUAUGUAUAAUAUAUCAAACCUAUAUAUUUUUUGUAAAUUGUUCUUGUAAUGUUAAGUAGAGUGGAUAAUGUGAAAGGAAUAAAAGUGUAGACGCACUGAUUAAAUCAA